Molecule: messenger RNA, 926 nt
Organism: Drosophila takahashii
Lineage: Eukaryota; Metazoa; Arthropoda; Insecta; Diptera; Drosophilidae
Source: RefSeq, a predicted model, not a curated record
CGAGUCACCGAGAUGUACCAGCUGGAGAAGAUCUGGGUCCUGCUGUGCCUGACCCUCGUGGGUGUCCUUGGCUUCGGCCAGUUCCACAUGAAGCACUACCAGCUGCAGCGCAACUACAACACGCAGGAGGAUUCCGGCGAGAACGACAACAGUGUGCUGCGAACUUUUCGCCGCUGCAUGUGGGAACAGUCGAAGUUCCUGCCCCGCCGCCUCGUUCUGCUGAGCCUGUGCUCGAAUCUCUUCUGCGAGAACAAUCACAUAAUGCCUCGCUCCAGGUCUAUUUUCGUAGUGGAAAAAAUGUCUAGGCCGAAUGACUGCCUGGACAUCCUGCCCGACCAGUGCGAGCAGGGCGAUGAGGAGGAGCUGAUGUACAAGCCCUUCCCCGACUGCUGUCCGGUUUACUGCAACCUGAAGCGUCGGAUGCAGCGCCUGCGCACCAUGCACUUCCGGCACCGCCUGCUGCGCAACAAACAGGACGGCUCCUCGGGAUCCGCCGGCGGUGGAUCCGCUGGCGGCGACGGUCCCAACAACUCGCUCCUCAGCGAGUUCGUCUACAACAACUACUAGGACGGAUGGCCGAACUGGGACAUGGACGAUGCGAGGACAUCCCAGCAAAUCGAAUUACUGUGCGAUUUGUGAACUGGUCAACUUGUACUUUUGCCUGACAACUAACAACUGACUACUGGAGUUCGCUCACUGAGCGGAAAGUGGAUUUUAUUAAUCUCAAUCUCAACUUAUAGGCUAAUAAUGUAGGAUAUCAUAUAAUAUAUAAUCUGGUAUUUAUCAAAGUAGACGUCUAGGCCUUAAAAUAAGUGUGUUAACAUGUUAACUUGAUAUCCUCAAUUAUUGACAAACAGAUUGUAUUUGCUGGCUAGAGAUUGUAUUAAUCUGGAAAUAUACACCCAAAAAAAUGAUAUGAUAUGAAA